Fusarium coffeatum is the source of this 1005-nucleotide messenger RNA. RefSeq lists its product as uncharacterized. NCBI's taxonomy places the organism in Eukaryota, Fungi, Ascomycota, Sordariomycetes, Hypocreales, Nectriaceae. The record is from RefSeq and is a predicted model, not a curated record. The coding region runs from base 1 to 1005 and encodes 334 amino acids. The transcript has a single exon.
AUGUCCACAAAAUCGAGGGUAAUGGAUGAAUUGCCUGAAGAUUCGGAAUCACCAAUGCCAUCGUCGAUAUUUGAUAGCGACGAUGAUGACACCGAACUCAUAUCUCCACUCCUUCUACCAUUGACUGUAUCGAUCGAUGAGGAUGAAGGACAACUCUCUGCGCCGCAGACGAAUACCCCGGCCCAGCUCUCCAUACCGCGACCCAUCAUAUCGUCUGGGACAUCACCGCUGCUCCAAGCCGAGCUUUUGAGGCCCAUUUUUGCAGGCACGUACUUCAACGACCCAGCGUACCUAGUCCGGCUGCAAUUGCAAAUGUCUCUGCCAGGAGGUGACCGAAGUUGGCUCAGUCGUAUUCAGACGGCUGAAAUCCGCGUCCUUAUAGAAGAUGCGCCAAGGGAUGACGAACAAGGCGAGGAUGAUGAAGAAGACGAUGAAUCCAACGAAGACGAAAGUGAGAAGCUUUUGCACCCGGCAAUCGUCAAGGCAUUUCCCGGCCCCAGUGGUUGGAAGGGCUCACCACAGUCCGCCGAAGUGACAACCGAAAACAGUCUUGUCAUGCAGAUAGGCUACAAUUCCACAUCUAUCUCCUACAACCUCGGUGAGUCCCAGGCAUGGACAAAGACCAGGGCUAUCAAGGUCAAAGUGGCGCACAGGGGUCCAGGACGCAACAUUUUAUAUGUGCGGGUCGAGGAGAACGCCGUAGAUAAGGCUGGCGUGCCAGACUACCUUGUGGUACCCUUCAUUAUCACUCACCAGUCCCGUCGCUUCCGCAUGCGUGUCGCCAUCCACGCCCGCUUCGGCCUCUGGCGCGGCAAGCUGGCUGACGUGGUGCCCAUCCUUGGCCGUGCUGAUGAGCCCUUGUACUUUGACCCGUUGGUUAUGCGUCGUGUUAUGGAACAAGGUCGCAGGGGAGUUGAUGGGGAGAGGGUGGUCGAGUGGCGUGGUGCGCUGGACGAAGUCAUGCUGCAAGAGUACUCAUCGCUGGGUGAUGAGAACGCUGCCUAA